GAGACAAUAAAAUUAGACAAUUUUUUCUUUAUCUCUAUCCUAAUAUUUACAUCCAGACCUAGACGUUUUGACGUUCGACGUUUAGUUGAUAUUAUUAAUAAUUAUAAUAAAUAAUUAAUUUAAAAUGGGUUGUGAUGGUGGAACUAUUCCACGUCGAGAUGAGCUGGUGAGAUUGAAAAAAAAACCUGAACAAAAAGACAAGGAUUCAGAACUAGCAUUUAGAUGGAGACAUUGCACAAUAAAGCAGAUGCCACUUCAACAACCGAUAGUGAGCUGUGGACUUGGAAAACUCUACAGCAAGGAAGCUGUCAUCGAGGGACUGCUUGAUCGAAGUAUUUUGCCAGAGACUGCUGUCCAUAUUAAGAGCUUGAAAGACGUUAAGACACUUAACUUGACCCCUAAUCCUGCUUAUGAUGACAGUAAGGCUGAGAAAGGUGACUGCUAUGUAGACGAAGCUAAGAGUCCGUUUAUUUGUCCAAUUAUUGGGCUGGAGAUGAAUGGCAAAUACAAGUUUUGCUACCCGUGGACUUGCGGAUGUGUGAUGAGUGAACGUGCUCUCAAACAAGUUAAAUCUACUGUUUGUCACCGUUGUCAAGUUCCAUUUGAGUCCAAAGACAUCGUGAUAAUGAACGCAGAAGCUGAUGAUCUAGAUCUAAUGAUACAAAAUAUGCAGACGAGGAAAUCAAAGAAGUCAAAACGCAGCCGUGAAGCAGCAAAUCAAGAUGACGGUGUUGAUAAAAAGAAGAAGAAGGAUGAAAAAGAAAAAGCUGGAACAAGUAAAGUAUAUAAAAAUUCAACUUCGACUUCAUCUUCAACAGGAACUAGUUCGUCAAAUAAAUUAAACGAGCCCGUAGAUCCAGCUUUCAAUAAAGUCAAAGACGAUUACAGUAUCGCUAAGGAUCCAAAUGCUUCUGAAGUACUUAAAAGUAUUUUUACCUCUCACAAAUCAGCUGCCGAGCAAACGAAAGCUCACUGGGUCACCUAUAAUCCCUUUUACAAUUAAUUAGUUAGUAAUAUUAAUUAUUAAUAAUAAUAAUAAAUUAAUUAAUAAAUUAUUAAUAAAUAAAAAUUA
Molecule: messenger RNA, 1072 nt
Organism: Microplitis demolitor
Lineage: Eukaryota; Metazoa; Arthropoda; Insecta; Hymenoptera; Braconidae
Product: replication termination factor 2
Exons: 3
Coding region: 125-1003 (292 amino acids)
Biological process (GO): site-specific DNA replication termination at RTS1 barrier; mitotic DNA replication termination
Cellular component (GO): nucleus
Source: RefSeq, a predicted model, not a curated record